Aphanomyces invadans is the source of this 1911-nucleotide messenger RNA. RefSeq lists its product as hypothetical. Lineage: Eukaryota; Oomycota; Saprolegniomycetes; Saprolegniales; Verrucalvaceae. Bases 105 to 1862 code for a protein of 585 amino acids. Gene Ontology annotation, molecular function: ABC-type transporter activity; ATP binding; ATP hydrolysis activity. The transcript has a single exon. The record is from RefSeq and is a predicted model, not a curated record. Gene Ontology annotation, cellular component: membrane.
GCCGCGGCGAAAAGGUGGGAAAAUGGAAGGAGACACACGUGACCGUGAACCGACGUCGUGCAACGCCACUCUCCAACUUCCUUUGAACGUCCGACAGCCCAACCAUGGCCCUCGAUGCUGCGUUCCUGGAGGUCCACACCGACUCGGCCCUCCACCCCUGCACCCUGAGCUGGAACAACCUCAAUUUCAAAGUACCUUCCAAGACGGAAGAAAAGCACAUCCUGCGCAACAUCAGCGGCCGAUGUGUCCCUGGCCAACUCACUGCGAUCAUGGGACCAUCCGGCAGCGGCAAGACGACGCUCCUGGACAUUCUGGCCGACCGUGUUUCGAGCGGCGAAAUUUCGGGCGAGAUCGAAGUGAACGGGAAACCCCGCGACAAGAACUUCCGCCUUCUCACGUCCUACGUCGCGCAAGAAGAUUCGCUCUUGGGGUCGUUCACCGUGCUUGAAACGCUGCGGUAUGCCGCCAAGUUGAGUGUGGCCAAGACUGUGUCCGCCAUCGAGCGCGAGAGCCGAGUGCAAGAAGCCAUCGACGACAUGGGGCUGCGAUCGUGCGAACACACGAUUGUCGGCGACAUCUUCCGCAAGGGUCUCUCCGGUGGCCAGAAGCGCCGGUUGAGCAUCGCCAUUGAGCUCCUGAGCCACCCGACGAUCCUCCUGCUCGAUGAGCCAACGUCGGGCCUCGACUCGGCCUCCACUUACGCCCUCAUCAAUUACAUCGCCAAGCUUGCCAAGCAAAACCGCACCAUUGUGUGCACGAUCCACCAGCCGAGCUCGGUCGUGUACAACAUGUUUGAUAACGUCAUGAUCCUGUCCAAGGGCAGCACGGCAUUCUUUGGACCGCCCAGUGCGUCGCUCACGCACUUCGCCAGCAUCGGCCACCCGUGCCCCCAGUUCACCAACCCCGGCGAGUUCUUCCUGCAACUCGUCAACACGGAUUUCGAAGGUCACGCAGACAUCGAUGCGAUCUCGAUGGCGUUCACCACGAGCGACCUCAACAAGAGCUUGCAUGCGGGUAUCCAAACCGAUCGCACGACGCUUGCCUCGAUUCAACUCCCCAAGGAGUUCAAAAACGACAUGCGACCGUCGGCCCUGGCCCAGCUCGCCAUGCUCCUCCACCGCAACUCGCUCAACAACGUUCGCAACCCCGGUGUGUACGGCGUCCGCAUCGUCAUGUACAUCAUGCUGUCGCUUAUGGUCGGCAGCGUGUACGUGUUCAACACGAGCGAAGAAGACCUGACCGCGCUGCUCUUUUACGUCCAAGCGUUCUUGGUCUUUAUGAGCGUCGCAGUGCUUCCGUUCUUUAUCGAGCAACGGGUCGUGUUCAACCGCGAGCGCGCCAACAACUCGCUCAGUGUCGGGAGUUAUGUCGUCGCCAACUUUCUCGCGGCGCUGCCGGGCAUCUUCCUCAUUGCGCUCGUGUCGUCGGGGAUUGUUGUGGGGCUGGCCGGCCUGAACUCGUUCGGGUACUUCUUGCUCAACUUGUUCUUGAGCCUCGUUGUGGCGGAAUCCCUCAUGCAUGUCCUCGGUGCGACGGCGCCCCACUACAUCAUCGGGAUUGCGCUCGGUGCGGGGGUGUUUGGUAUGUUUAUGCUCGUGGAAGGCUUCAUGGUGCCGUACAAGUCGAUCCCGUCGGGCUGGCGAUGGGUUCACUACAUUGCAUUCCACAGCUACUCAUUCAAGUCGUUCAUGUACAAGCAAUUCGAGCCCAUGAAGACGCCGGCGUCGCAGGCCAUCCUGAAGCGCUUCAACAUCGAAGAAGUCGACGUUGACGCGUACAUGAUCGUGCUAGUUGGCUACGCCCUGCUCCUCCAAGUCGUGUUUGCCUUCAUCUUGUGGAAAUGGCACACCGGUCGUCGCUAGAGCCCAGGAUGUUGACUACCCACCUUAAUAUAUGACCCCAACAAACUCA